ACAAAAUGAGUGAUAGAUAUGAUUUUGACUGUCAGUGACAGUGACCCUUGUUUUCAUUUAAAAAAGAUUUUAAUAAGUUUUUAAACUUAUUUUGAAAAUGAUAUCAACAUCAACAAGAUAAUUAUAUCACAAACAUUUCAUGCAAUUGAAGACUUGACGCACAUACAUAACUUAUUUGUAGCUUGAAUUGUAAUAGAGAUGUCUUCAGCAAUGGUUUUAAGAACAAUAUUUUGCAAAUUUAAACCGACGUAUUUGUCGCUAUAUUAUAGUGUUUUUAAAUUAACUCCCACCUCAAUUAUUCAACAUGUGUUAAACAGGCCCCCGUGUGGCAUUUUUAUUAAAUUACCAAUUAUAUCCAUAGCUUCGUAUGCGACUAGAACUAGGACUACGGAAAAACGUGAUUUCAAUGCCACCAAAGCAAAGAUCAUAUUAGCCCUCAAUUUUCAGUCUGCCGAAGAUGCAUUACCAUUUUAUAAACUAUCUUUAAAAACCUUGAUACAUGUAUUAAAAGUUACCAAAAACGAUGAAAGUAAAGGGUACUGCAAAAAUAGGUUAUAUUAUAUUGCAUCCCGGCUAAAGGUGCCUCCAUCAGUAUUGAGCGAAAAAUUAGCUAAGAGGACUUUCAUUUAUGGCCUGUCAUUUGACUGGAUUGAGAAAGCAUUGGAUGUACUUAUAGAAAUGAAUGUAGCUUCUGAUCGUAUUUUGAGGGAUUUAUGGGUGUUAAAAUAUCACCAUGAGACUAUCCAAGAGAGACUCGUAAAGGUAAAAAAUCUAGGCAUUGACAAUCUCUACCCAUGGAUGGUGAGAUGUUCCGAAGACAUAUUGAAUAGGUAUAAGACUUUUUCAUAGAGAACAAGACAUUUUGGGUUUGUUUUGGAUUCAAAACAAACGUAUCUUGCUAAUCGGCUGAAUGUGUCUCUAGAUACUGUUCAAGAAAUGUGUUUUAAAAUACCUGCAUUGAAAACGAUUCGUGUAACAAAGGUAAAACAUUUUCUGGACUUCCUUGAAUCGGAAGGAUUCAAUGUUGAAGAAAUUGCCACAAAACCCAGAGUUUUAUCAGCAUCACAAAAAACAGUGAAGAAGAGGCUAGAUACACUACGCAACCUGGGAUUGAAAGAGAUAAAUUUAAAUGUUCUUUGUAGAAGUAAAAAAGACUUUAAGAAGUACUGUGAAUCAAUAGAGUCUUUGUCAGAACAAGAUACCUGUUAGAACAAACAACAGAACUGAUUCUUAAUUGAAUUUUUUUUACCUUAAAUUGAGAUGGACAUCAGAAAAAGUGAAUCGUUAUUAUUAGUAUUAUACAGAAGCUAGUUUUAGGAUCGUUGUAGAAGUUGAAGUGCCAAAUAAAACAAAAAAUAUUCAUAAAUAAAAACCUUUACAAAACCUUCACAAA
Molecule: messenger RNA, 1393 nt
Organism: Spodoptera frugiperda (fall armyworm)
Lineage: Eukaryota; Metazoa; Arthropoda; Insecta; Lepidoptera; Noctuidae
Gene: mTTF
Product: transcription termination factor, mitochondrial
Exons: 7
Biological process (GO): termination of mitochondrial transcription; regulation of DNA-templated transcription
Cellular component (GO): mitochondrial matrix
Molecular function (GO): double-stranded DNA binding
Source: RefSeq, a predicted model, not a curated record